Molecule: messenger RNA, 3797 nt
Organism: Notolabrus celidotus (New Zealand spotty)
Lineage: Eukaryota; Metazoa; Chordata; Actinopteri; Labriformes; Labridae
Gene: dipk1aa
Product: divergent protein kinase domain 1Aa
Exons: 6
Coding region: 319-1605 (428 amino acids)
Source: RefSeq, a predicted model, not a curated record
UAGACUUUGCGCAUGCGCCGUGAACCACCGUGUUUUUUUUCCCCAGCUUCAGAAAAUAUGUUGCCUUAGUUGAAAAUCGGCAGCUGCUGUACAGAGCAGAGGCACAGGCAAAGUGCAAUAUCAGAGCGUUUUACACGAACUUAACACCACGACAAUCCUGCCUCUCAGUGGAUCAUAGUAAGGUUGAAAUCGGAUAACAUGAAGUCAUUUCCUCUUGCCUCGUAAACCAGAUCGUUUUAUGGAGAAGCAGCUCACCCCCGUGUGUUUUGGAUGAUCUCCCACAGCCAGGUCCACGUAUUGAGAUGAUCUAUUUCUGUGAUGGCGAAGGGUCUGUUUCCUCGGGCCUGGGUGAAAAAGUCUUUCUACUUCCAGGCUCGGAUCUCCUUUGUGCGGGUGAAGUACCUGUUUCUCACAUGGCUGACGGUGCUUGUUGGGAGCUGGGUGAUCUAUGUGCAAUACUCCACCUACACCGAGCUGUGCAGAGGACACGAGUGUAGGAACGCCAUUUGUGAUAAAUACAGGAAGGGAAUCAUCGAUGGCUCCGCCUGCAGCAGUCUGUGUGACAAAGAAACACUCUACCUUAGCAGGUGUCUCUCAACCCUGCCGAAUAACCAGGUAUACACAGGAAGCUGGGGGGACCGCGAUGGGGUCAUCCGCUGUAAGUUGGGGGAGGUGGUGCACUACGAGCUGGGCGAGGAGCCAGAGCCGAGGAAAGAAGUCCCUGUGUUCGACAAACCCACCAGAGGAACAUCCGUGGAGAAGUUUAGAGAGAUGGUGUUUAAUCAUCUCAAGUCGAAGCUUGGAGAGCAGGCCAGCCUAGCCAGCCUUGUUAGCCAGAUCCUCUCUGUCGCUGAUGGCAACAAAGAUGGACGGGUGUCACUGCCAGAAGCCCGCUCUACAUGGGCCCUUCUACAGAUGCACGAGGUUUUGCUGGGCCUGCUGCUCCAGGACCGUGGACACACUCCUCGCUUCUUGGGUUACUGUGGCGACUUGUACAUGACUGAGCGAGUCCCCUACGGGCCCCUGUACGGUUUGCCUCUACCCUGGCCUCUGGUAUCGUGGGUGCCCAGUGGCGUGCAGCGUACCAUUGACCAGUGGUUCACCCCCUCGUGGCCCCGUAAAGCAAAGAUCUCCAUGGGGCUGCUGGAGCUGGUGGAGGACAUCUUCCACGGCACGUACGGCAGUUUUCUGAUCUGUGACGUCGCAGCAGCUCACUUUGGUUACACCGACCGCCACGAGCUCCGUCUGACCAACACCCAAGCAGUGGUCCCAGAGGACGAGUUUAAACGCUCCAUGCGGGUGCUGAAGUGUGAGACGGAUGCUGACUGUGUGUACGGGGUUGACUGCCAGACGUCGUGUGACGUGGCAGAGAGACGUUGCAGGGAGGAGCCGCUUCAGCCAAACUUGGCGAAGGCGUGCGGUACGCUGAAGGACUACCUCCUGCGGGGGGCGCCAUAUGGGCUGAGAGAGGAGCUGGAGAGGCAGCUGUAUGCCUGUAUGGCUCUGAAGGGGAAUGCUGGACAGAUGAACAUGGAGCACUCGCUCAUCCUGAACAACCUUAAAGCUCUGCUGUGGAGACAGAUCUCGCACACCAAGGACUCGUGAUGAAGACAUGAAGUCCCCUCUGUGAUCAGGCCAGUGUGUUCCUCACAUGGAGCUGAGGACUAAAGAUGCUGUGAUUUAAGAAUAACAAAUACAUGAAGACAUUUUUAUCAAAUCUUAACACUUGCAAUGGUCAGACUGAAGGAGAAGCUACCUCCUUUUUUUGAAGUCUGAAGCCUGAAAAACAUGUCAGCAAACUUUUUGAUUUGAGGACUGAAGAAAACCGAAUGAUUGCAUGUCACCAUCAGUCGCACUUAAAAUAUGCAGCCACAUUUGGUAUUUGUAUUGUUCACCGUAGAGGAAUGUUAGAAGAGCACUGUUGGAAAAACUAAAAUGAUUUUUUUUUAAAUCUCAAGAGAUGCUUCCUCCACGAGAUGUUGCUGAAAUUGAUGGGCUUACAAAGUUAGUUAGAAUGAAAAAGAUUUAAAAAUCAUGUAAUGAAAUAGCACUGUUUUUGGUGAUAUUCCAUAUUUUUAUUUAUUUAUAGAAAAUUCAAUGAAAAGACAAAAAACAGUUCAACUCUCAGCUCCCCUCAGUGCUCCUCAGAAUACCCCAAGGACUUUCAGUGGGGGUUCAAACAACAAAUUAAUAGCCGUCAGCUGUAUUUUCUUGCACCUGUGCAUUUCUAAAAAGUGAGGGUAAAUCAGUGGAUUUGUUUGGGGCGCUGGCUGGCCUAGCAGUUAACUUGCAUGCCCCAUAUACAGAGGCUGUAGUCCCCAGCGGGCAAUGGUUGGACUCCCAGCCACGACUCUUGGCUGCAUGUCUCCCCUCUCUUUCUACACUCCCCACAUCUCCUGUCUCUCUUCAGCUGUCCUAACGAUACAGGCAAAAACAUCAUGGAUUCUUUAGACUUACUGUACAGAGUUGAAUAUUAAUGAAGGUGACAUGUUACUUGUUGCUGCCUUUUCAAACUAAUCUGGGUCUUUGGACCUGGAUUUCAAAUUCAAUGAAGCUAUUACUGAGUGCCAUGUAGGGUUACAUGCAAGCAAGUUUUCAUGCAAUAAUGAAUUUAUUCAGAGGUGUUGACUUGACUUAAAGCAAAAUUGUUGCUUACUUUCUGAGUUCUUGUUCUAACUUUAGAGUUGGAGUUUUCAUUUGUUGUUACUUUUUACCAUACAGCACUCCAACAAUGCAAAAUAUACUUAUACUACGCUCUCUACCACUACUACGAAGAACUCCACUGAUGUGAUAAAUAGUAUUCCUCAGCAGUUUAUGAAGGUUACACUAACUGGAGUAAAUAACGUAGCUGAACGGGACUACUUUCAGCUGCGGAUGAACACACAAUGAGUGUAAUAGUUUGUAUUUUAAGUAGCAGUACCAUAUGUAUAAGGUCAACAAAACUAUAUCUGUUUCCAGUGUUGAUGAAGAAACAUGUGACCCAGUGCAACGCUAUCUAAUUCUCCAUACUUUAGAUCAAACUGCUGUUACCUGAGCACAGAGAGGACUGUGUUGGACUUUAGCUGCACACACAUUACAUAAAGAUGAAAUCAUUGCUGGUCUGGUUUUCAGGGUUAAGUUGAAAAUUAGAAAAAAUAUAGAAUAUCACCAGAUUUAAAAAAUGUAACCAACACUGCCUCUGUAUAGAGUCAAAGACUUAGAAAAUGAACGCCAAGGAGCAAUGAAGCUGCUCUGGUUUCUUGUGAAGGCUGUCUCGUCUCCAUGUUAACAUUUCAAAGACACUGUGAUAUUUGUCUGUCAGUAUUUCACAGAGGUCUUAUGUCUGUCAGUGUACAUCAGUUUGCUGUACAUCUUCUACCAACAUCAUCGUUGCUGCAUCAAUGACAAAGAGAAAUAUUGAUGUAUUUCAUCUGGUUUUUGAAGGUUUUGUAUUUUUUAAGGAUCAUUGUAUCAGUGUGCUGUUUAACAUUAUUUUUAGACUCCAUGUCUCAGUGCCAUAGCGUCAUGCUGAACUCAUUUCUGAAUGUUUACCACCUUUGAUGGUGGAAACCUCGAUGUAUUUGAAUGCUUUUUAUGGAGGAGUAUUUUCCAGUUUCCUUUCCAGACGUUGCUGUGACAAAGCUGACCAUGACUCAUUUUACCACUUAAACGUGCACUUCUGAACAGACGUGACCGGUAAAGCAUGUCCAGCUUGUGGUCAAUGCUGCUGUUUGAAGUUUGAAAAUGUAAAAAAUGUUUACUUACUGAAGAAACCAGCAUGAUUUUGCACAAUUAAACUACACACCACUUCACUGUAA